Molecule: messenger RNA, 432 nt
Organism: Schistosoma rodhaini
Lineage: Eukaryota; Metazoa; Platyhelminthes; Trematoda; Strigeidida; Schistosomatidae
Source: the annotation of a GenBank genome assembly
AUGAGACGACUGAAGUUCUUUUUGCCAUAUUGUGUCAUAACUUUGGGGAGUUCGUUUCCUUUUGGAUAUCACACUGGGGUGAUAAAUGCACCUGCUGAUCUGAUUAAAAGCUUCAUAAAUACUACUCUAGCUGCUAGGUCAGUCACAUGUGAUGAACGUUUCAUCGACUUGUUGUGGUCACUCUGUGUUACCGUAACUGCUCGUGAUUAUCUGUCUCUCACUUUCUUGAGACAUUUCCUGUUAUUUAAUUUAGGUAUUUUUCUGUCUUUGUUACCGAAUUAUUAUCGAGUACAUUUUAUGCUACUUUUAUGUGAUUUCAGUAGCAUAUCUUGCCAUAAUAUACUUGUAGUGAUUAGUGUGCCGAAUAUUGCGUUUGAAAAUCAAGUUGUUCGUCUUUUAAAUAAAUUGUACCAUGUCCUUUCUACAACCUGA